This is a messenger RNA of Aptenodytes forsteri (emperor penguin), 758 nucleotides long. It is a transcript of the gene PEBP4, whose product is annotated as phosphatidylethanolamine binding protein 4. The record is from RefSeq and is a predicted model, not a curated record. The transcript has 6 exons. NCBI's taxonomy places the organism in Eukaryota, Metazoa, Chordata, Aves, Sphenisciformes, Spheniscidae. The annotation marks the transcript as partial.
GGAAACCAUCUCCGUGGCAACCUCGAGCCUCUGGGCUCUGCCUCAGAGCUGCUCGCCCAUCCCCAGGACCCUGUGGGGCAGGAUGAAGCUGCUGGGUGCUGUGUUGCUGGCUGCCAGCCUGCUCAGCACUGCUGCCCAGGGGGAGCAGCCCCCCUGGCCGGACGAGCCUUCGCGGACCUGCUUCUUCCAGAUGCUCAGCAGCGUGGACAGUGAGUUCUGCAGAGGGGAUUUAGAAAUUAUCUACCCGGAGCUGGGCGAUGUGGGCUGCACGUACAUCCCCAAGUGCCACCAGUACCGGCAGCGGAUCAGCAGGGAGUGGGGCAGCCCCCGUGUGCGGUACCCCCAGGCUGAGAAGAGCAAGAAGUACGUGCUGGUGCUGGUGGACCCCGAUGCUCCCAGCAGAGCCAACCCCAGGAACCGUUUCUGGAGGCACUGGCUGGUCACCGACAUCCCGCGUUUUGCGGAUGCCCCAUCAGAACCGGGGGUGAUGGGGGUGCCCCAGCGAGCGCUGGGGACAUCGAGGGGCACCUGCCCCCCGGCUCCAUGGGGUGAAUGGGGGGAGAUCCUGGUGGACCUCGUGGAGAAGGACCAGGCUCGUGCCAAAGCCCAGCGCGGCGAAGCAGCCGUGCAGAGCGAUGCAGAUUACGUCCGGCCCAUGCCCCCGCCCCGCAGCGGGUACCACCGCUACCAGCUCCGCCUGUACGAGCAGCCGGCUCACGAGGCCAUCGCCCUGAGCCCCGAGGAGCGGGUCUCGCUGG